CAAACACUUCAAUACAACUCAAAUCCCAAAAAGUCCACACAAACUCUCUUCUCUCUUCUUCUUCUUCUGCUUCUUAAGAGAGAGAGAGAGAGUAUAUGGCGGUGGAGCUCAUGACUCGGAAUUACAUCUCCGGCGUUGGGGCUGAUAGCUUCGCCGUUCAAGAAGCAGCAGCUUCAGGACUCAAAAGCAUCGAAAAUUUCAUUGGUUUAAUGUCUCGUGACAGCUUUAACUCCGACCAACCGUCUUCUUCUUCCGCCUCUGCCUCCGCCUCCGCCGCAGCCGAUCUUGAAUCAGCUCGUAACACGACGGCGGACGCGGCGGUUUCCAAGUUUAAAAGAGUCAUAUCUCUUCUAGAUCGAACUCGAACCGGUCAUGCCCGGUUUAGACGUGCUCCGGCUCAGGUGAUUUCUCCGGUUAUGAUUCAAGAAGAACCUAAAACGGCACCGUUCCAUUCUCUUCCUCCUCCGGCGCCGCAGAUGAUCCGUAAAGGUUCGUUUUCUUCAUCGUUCAAAACGAUUGACUUCUCAUCUCUCUCAUCAUCUGUGACAACGGAAUCAGACCACCAACACAAUCAUCAUCGUCCCUCUGAAACGGCGCCGUUUAGGACGACGAUGACUCAAACUCAAAGCCUCUCCACGACUGUUUCUUCUUUCUCAAAACCAACGAAGAGAAAAUGUAAUUCCGAGAACCUCCUCGCCGGAAAAUGCGCUUCUGCCACUUCCUCCGGUCGUUGUCAUUGCUCCAAGAAAAGAAAGAUAAAACAGAAGAGAGUGAUUAGGGUUCCGGCGAUAAGUGCUAAAAUGUCCGAUGUUCCUCCAGAUGAUUACUCAUGGAGAAAAUACGGACAAAAACCAAUUAAAGGAUCUCCUCAUCCAAGAGGAUACUAUAAGUGCAGUAGCGUAAGAGGUUGUCCAGCACGUAAACAUGUUGAGAGAGCAGCUGAUGAUUCGUCAAUGUUAAUCGUUACUUACGAAGGAGAUCACAAUCAUUCACUCUCCGCCGCUGAUCUCGCCGGAGCAGCUGUAGCUGAUCUUAUUUUGGAAUCGUCUUAAAAAAAACAAAAGAAAAAUCUUUAUAUAUUAAGGCUUAUGAAUUUUAGAUCCUUUCAUUAGUACUACUCUUCUUGUUUAAAUGAAUCAAACGACAGAAACUAUGAAAAUCAUGUAAUCAAAGAAAGCUUUUGGUGGAAGAUUAUCAAAUUUUUAGUUUAUAAAA
Molecule: messenger RNA, 1215 nt
Organism: Capsella rubella
Lineage: Eukaryota; Viridiplantae; Streptophyta; Magnoliopsida; Brassicales; Brassicaceae
Product: probable WRKY transcription factor 15
Exons: 3
Coding region: 96-1052 (318 amino acids)
Biological process (GO): regulation of DNA-templated transcription
Molecular function (GO): DNA-binding transcription factor activity; sequence-specific DNA binding
Source: RefSeq, a predicted model, not a curated record